AAUUAAAAAAAAUAAAAAUAUAUACAUACACAACAUUGUAUCUAUAAUUCUCUAUAUAUAAUCGUGUGGUCUCUCCCUCUUCACUCUUCACAGCCUCUGUCUAUUAUUUAGGUCUUUUGUAACAAGGGUUUUGUGAAAAAUGGCAGAAGAGAGCAUUGUUAUCUCAGUUCCCAAAGACAUGCCUGUGAAAAGGCCUAGAGAUGGUGAAGAAGAGAUUGUGGUUUUACAAGAGGUCAAGACCAAUGAGAAAGAUGCAGAGUACAGUAUCUCCUCUGUUAUUCCUGGCUGGUUUUCUGAGAUUAGUCCAAUGUGGCCUGGCGAAGCACACUCAUUGAAGGUGGAGAAGGUCUUGUUUCAGGGAAAGUCUGACUACCAGAAUGUCAUGGUCUUUCAGUCUUCAACAUACGGAAAGGUUCUUGUAUUGGAUGGAGUAAUUCAACUUACAGAAAGGGAUGAAUGUGCUUAUCAAGAAAUGAUCACUCAUUUGCCCCUUUGCUCAAUUCCAAAUCCAAAGAAGGUUUUGGUUAUUGGAGGAGGGGAUGGCGGUGUCCUACGUGAGGUUGCACGUCAUUCUACUGUUGAGCAGAUAGAUAUAUGUGAGAUUGAUAAGAUGGUUGUUGAUGUUUCAAAACAAUACUUCCCUGAUGUAGCUGUUGGAUAUGAAGAUCCACGUGUAAAUCUCCAUAUUGGAGAUGGCGUUGCAUUUCUGAAGGCUGUUCCUGAAGGGACCUAUGAUGCGGUGAUAGUGGACUCUUCUGACCCUAUAGGUCCAGCACAAGAACUCUUUGAAAAGCCUUUCUUUGAGUCUGUAGCUAAGGCUCUUCGUCCUGGAGGAGUUGUGUGCACACAAGCUGAAAGUAUCUGGCUUCACAUGCACAUCAUAGAAGAUAUUGUGGCAAACUGUCGCCACAUAUUUAAAGGGUCGGUCAACUAUGCUUGGACUACGGUUCCUACAUACCCAAGCGGUGUUAUUGGUUUUAUGCUCUGUUCUACGGAGGGGACUCCAGUUGAUUUUAAGCACCCAGUGAACCCAAUAGACGAUAGCAAAUCAGACCGGCCUCUGAAAUUCUACAACUCAGAAAUUCACGAGGCUGCUUUCUGUUUGCCAUCUUUUGCUAAGAAAGUAAUCGAGGGAAUAGCUAAAUGAGAAAAAUAUCAGACUUUUGAAGAUGCAGGAGUUGAGAAAUCUUUAUAUGCCUGAUCAAUGAUAACAGUAUCAAGGUUCAAAACCUAAGCGUUAUUAGUAGUUUUGAUUAGAGUAUAAUACUGUUCCGGACAAUAUAAGGAUUAGUGUAUCAUCUUAUAUUUGAUGUUAUGGGAUAGUUUCGAUCCCUAUUGUUUUGUCAUUUGAACACAAUGUUAUAUUUUUGACAAGAUUAGUUAAAUCGAGAUUCAGUUUUAUGA
Daucus carota subsp. sativus is the source of this 1404-nucleotide messenger RNA. RefSeq names its product spermidine synthase 1. The coding region runs from base 140 to 1147 and encodes 335 amino acids. The transcript is spliced from 9 exons. Gene Ontology annotation, biological process: polyamine metabolic process. Gene Ontology annotation, molecular function: catalytic activity. The record is from RefSeq and is a predicted model, not a curated record. NCBI's taxonomy places the organism in Eukaryota, Viridiplantae, Streptophyta, Magnoliopsida, Apiales, Apiaceae.